Hippocampus comes (tiger tail seahorse) is the source of this 3334-nucleotide messenger RNA. RefSeq names its product C-Jun-amino-terminal kinase-interacting protein 4-like. The coding region runs from base 1 to 2205 and encodes 734 amino acids. NCBI's taxonomy places the organism in Eukaryota, Metazoa, Chordata, Actinopteri, Syngnathiformes, Syngnathidae. Gene Ontology annotation, biological process: vesicle-mediated transport. The transcript has 17 exons. The record is from RefSeq and is a predicted model, not a curated record. Gene Ontology annotation, molecular function: signaling receptor complex adaptor activity; MAP kinase scaffold activity; kinesin binding. Gene Ontology annotation, cellular component: cytoplasm.
AUGUUGGGAGGUUUCAGCCGUUUGUUCAGUUCAUCGGGCGGCGCGUCAAAGAAACCUCCCGCUGAAGCCCCGGUCAACGUGAAGUACAAUGCGCCCACAUCGCACAUUCAACCGUCUGUCAAGAAGAGGAGCAGCGCCUUGCAGCAGCUGCCCAGCGACAAGAGCAAAGCCUUUGAUUUUCUCAAUGAGGAAUUGGCAGUGGAGAGCAUGGUGUCCAGGCGAGAACAGAAACGGGCACAGUAUCAGCAGGUUAAAGCCCAUGUCCAGAAAGGGGAAGAGGGCAGACUGCAGGCUUAUGGCUGGAGUCUCCCCAAGAAGCACAAAAACAAUGGUGGUCAAGAGAAGAUGAAGGACCUACCUGUCCCGGUUUUCCUACGACCUUUAGACGAGAAAGAUGCCUCGAUGAAGCUGUGGUGUGCUGCUGGCGUGCAUUUAUCUGGAGGUAAAACCAGAGAUGGGGGUUCCAUCGUAGGAGCCAGUGUAUUUUACAGCAACGUGUCAGGACCAGAGAGCCCCAAAAAGAAAACAGGAUCUCAGAGCAGCUUGGAAAAAUUGGAUCAAGAACUCAAGGAACAGCAAAAGGAACUGCGACAACAUGAUGAAUUGUCAUCGUUGGUGUGGAUUUGUACCAGCACCCAGUCGACUACUAAAGCUGUUGUCAUUGAUGCUAACCAGCCCGGAAUCAUCCUUGACAGCUUCAUUGUGUGUGAUGCCCACGUCCUUUGUAUCACCAGUGUUCCAGGUGCAAGAGAGACGGACUAUCCAGCAGGUGAGGAACUCACCUUGAGUUCAGAGACUGCGCCUGUCGAAAAGGCCUGUUUGUCCAACAGCAGUAGCAGCACAGCCAGCAGUGAUGGCGUGCUUGGAGGCAUCACUGUCGUAGGCUGCACAGCUGAGGGAGCAACGGCUGUCCCUCAGACAGCAGACGGUGCAGGCAAAGAAAACGGAGAAAUGGAAACCACUGAGGAGAGUGGAGGGUCUGCCCGUCAGAGAGGAGUAUACAGUGAAUAUGCCUUCACUGAUCCUUUGGGGCUGCAGCAGACAGCAGAGGCUUCCACCAAGUCCUCUCAAAGUCGAGAGUGUGACCUGGUAAAAGCUGGCAUGAGUUCAAACUCCACUGCUGAGGAGCAGGAUCUGAUGAGAGAAGAGGCUCAGAAGAUGAGCAGCGUCCUGCCCACGAUGUGGCUUGGGGCACAGAACGGAUGUGUGUAUGUCCACUCCUCUGUGUCACAAUGGACAAAGUGUCUCCAUUCUGUCAAGCUGAAAGACUCUGUACUCGGCAUCGUACACGUGAAAGGGCGUGUCCUGGUUGGCCUGUCUGAUGGCACGUUAGCCAUCUUCCACCGUGGAGCUGAUGGGCAGUGGGAUCUGACCAACUACCACUUGCUCGACUUGGGGAAACCUCACUACUCCAUCCGCUGCAUGACUGUGGUGCACGACAAGGUGUGGUGUGGUUUCAGAAAUAAGAUAUAUGUGGUGCAGCCCAAAGCUAUGAAGAUUGAGAAGUCAUUUGAUGCACACCCCCGUAAGGAGAGCCAGGUGCGUCAGUUGGCAUGGGAUGGUGACGGCAUUUGGGUAUCUAUCAGGCUGGACUCCACCCUCAGGCUCUUCCACGCCCACACUUUCCAGCACCUACAGGACGUGGACAUUGAGCCUUAUGUCAGCAAGAUGUUGGGUACGGGGAAACUGGGCUUCUCAUUUGUGCGCAUCACGGCUCUCAUGGUGUCAUGUAACCGUCUGUGGAUUGGUACUGGAAACGGAGUCAUCAUUUCGAUCCCUCUCGUAGAGACUAAGCCUACGAAGGGAACAGGUAACCACCCAGGGAGUGAGAUUCGCAUCUACGGUGAUGAGAGCAGUGACAAAGUAGCUGCAGGGACAUUUGUUCCAUACUGCUCCAUGGCCCACGCGCAGCUCUGUUUCCAUGGACACCGCGAUGCCGUGAAGUUCUUCACCGCCGUCCCAGGUCAUGCCCUUCCAUCCACAUCCAGCUGUGGAGAUGACAAGACGUCAGACGCCCCAUCUCAGGAUGGAAACAAGUCGAUGUUGGUGAUGAGUGGGGGGGAAGGCUACAUAGAUUUCAGGAUGGGGGACGAGGAGGUGGAAGCGGCGGAAGUGGAGGAUGCCCCAAUGAAACUUCAGUCCCCGCUAUCAAUAGCUGAGCGCAGCCACCUCAUCGUAUGGCAGGUCGUGGACAAUGACAAAUGAAGCGCCGACCUCAGCACCCUCAGACCUGCCUCAAGCACUUUGUUUUUCAAAGCCAAACAACGAGAAGUGAUGUCGGUGCGUCUUCACUUAUUUGGCCUAACGUUUUCCUCGUGAAUACGAAAACCUUAUUUAUUUAUUCCGCACAUCUGUUCUACACAUCAGUCAUAAAAACCCAAACAUAAACCAGUCAUUUUAAUGAGAAAUGUCUGGUUGAAGGCAAGUCAGACUAGCUGUGUUUAUUUGAAAUAGUGUGUAGGCAAUAAUGUACAGCAGGAAACAAACUCAAACUCAACGGAGUUUUCCUUUUUUUUUUAAACCAAAAAUAUAGUCGAGUGUCUCUCCCCAGUCCACGACAUGGAUUAUUAUUGUCUCCAAAUAUGCAACACAUAGCACAGGCAGCAUCCAGUUUUGUGCCUUUUGGUUGACAUUCGACUCCUCGAAGCGGAACGUGUUCGGACAAAUGAACACGUUGGCUGUUUUGCAUAAAACUGCUGUGCCCAGGACGAGUCCAACCAAAUAAGUGUCAAAGGAUGCAAGAAUAGACUCGGUCGAUCAAAAGAGAACAUUGUGACACGGUCAUGCGUGUGUUUCCAAACACUUUAACUCCGACAGCUGGAAAUGAUCAAGAAACAUGCUGGCAAAGGAACGGAAAAUAGAAAAGAUGAUCAGCAAUAAUGUUGGAGGGUUUUAGUUACAAACUUGUUGAAAUACUACAGUGAUCUAUUUUUUUUUAAAUAGGUGUUUCAAUAUAAGAACAUUGAUGGCGUAUUUUAGUUUUCCUUUACUCAUUUGCAAGACCGAGACCCCCCCUCCCCCACACACAAAUGUAAACAGUCCUCCAGCUGCCUUAGGCCUUUCCCAGCAUAUAUUUAUUUUUGGCUUGAAAGAAUGUUACGUUUGCUACCAAAGGAUUCUUCAUCAAAGCUCGGCACGCUCUGAAUUAAACAAAUUGUGUCUCAUCAGAAUGCAACGCCUUUUGGUAACAAAAAAAUAAAAAUCAGCCUCUGUUUUGCUAACAUGCAUAUAUUUUGUAAGCAAAAUCUUGGUGUACAUAAGAUGUAUUUUUCAGACUUCAGUUUGGAAAUUGUGGUGGAAUAUUUUCAUAGAAUGAGAAGAGACAAAAAAAAAA